Folsomia candida is the source of this 1052-nucleotide messenger RNA. RefSeq names its product putative defense protein 1. The coding region runs from base 101 to 868 and encodes 255 amino acids. The transcript has 3 exons. The record is from RefSeq and is a predicted model, not a curated record. Lineage: Eukaryota; Metazoa; Arthropoda; Collembola; Entomobryomorpha; Isotomidae. Gene Ontology annotation, molecular function: oxidoreductase activity, acting on metal ions.
UUUGUUAGUCGAUUGGAAAUCCCAUUCGGAAUAAGACGCAGGAAUUCUCACCUUCCCAAUUUUUUUGUGAUCUCAAUUUGGAAGCUUUGAAAAUUUGAGAAUGUGGAAGUUUUUAAUAAUUACUAUUAUCGCUUUGAAUUUAUUCCAUUGUUGUAAUGGGUACAGUGGUGGUGCACCCGACUCGAGAUGCGGCACCAUGGUUCCAGGUCAUUGGGUGAGCCCGCAAACGACGCCGUCCCCCUUUCACAUCCUGCUGAGCAGUGAUUCCGUCCAAGAAGGCGACAGCUUGACGAUCAAUCUGACAUCCUCCAAGAAUCAGCAAGGAUUUAAAGGAUUCCUUAUUCAAGUAAAACGCCCAGGUGAACAAGAUGCCAAGAAUUUCGGAACUUUUGACACCAUCGGAUCCGACAAUUUCCAAAGUCAACCUGUCAACUGUUUCGGGCAUGAAAAUAGUGCCAUGACUCAUAAAGAUCCAGUUGAGAAACACUUUGUCAAUUUGGUUUGGAUUGCUCCGAUUGUGGAAAAUGGGGACGAUGGCGUUUAUGAAGUCAGGGUAACGUUUGUACAAAAUUUUUGGACAAUUUGGCCGAAUCAAACGCCAGAGAAGUUGAUACGAGUAACGAGAAAAAAACGAGACAUGAUGACUCCAAUUAAUACACCUGACAAAACUGAAAAUGGCAUCAAUACCACGUCCACGUCUACGUCCCCUCCAUCCCCAGUUUCCAUAUUCGUUAUUCCCCAACUUCGCGACGCGGAUGCCCAGCCGACUGUAAAAAACACGAGCGCAAAUAACUAUAAUAAUUUGCAAGGAAGCUGGGAUUACUUUAAAAAGUCUUGGAUGAGUUUUUUGAAUUAUUUCGGAUUUUGAAAAUUGGAUUCUUGAAUUGAUUGCAUCUACGACUGGGACAUAGACUAAUAAAGUUAUUAAUCUAUUUGUACUUAUUGAUAAAAAUGUCGAUAAGUCAACUGGGUCCAUGCAUAAUGAUGACUCAUAAAUAAAUAGUCGUAAUACUUUCUGUGUACAUACUCUGACAACGCAAAUAAAAGAAACC